Messenger RNA from Ctenopharyngodon idella (grass carp), 4758 nucleotides. It is a transcript of the gene c1ql4a, whose product is annotated as complement component 1, q subcomponent-like 4. The transcript has 3 exons. The coding region runs from base 1358 to 2068 and encodes 236 amino acids. Lineage: Eukaryota; Metazoa; Chordata; Actinopteri; Cypriniformes; Xenocyprididae. The record is from RefSeq and is a predicted model, not a curated record. Gene Ontology annotation, molecular function: protein binding.
AGGGAGGAGUCGACCGGAUGGAAGAAUGAGGGGGCAGUGUGAGUGUGUGUGUGGAGUGUGAAAAUCUCACAGGUGUCGGAGUCAGAAGUCCAGCGCUGCACGUUGCUGUAUUAUUAAAUCUUUCGACAAAACGAACGGCAAAAGCGGAAGUUUCACUCACACGCGAAGUCAGUAACAGUCCGCGGAAUAAAUAAGGUCAGAAGUGAUAGUGACAACUUAAUGAAGUCAUCUUACCCUAUUUGACUGUUUAAAGCAUUUAAAAUUGAUAUUUCUGCGAUUCACUCUGUUGUUGGAGUAAAGAGAGGAGUCUUUAUUUGCUGAAGAUGCACAUGAAUUCAUCUUUAAUUUGCUCCGGACAGCCAUCAGAGGAAGAUUUUUAAUCCUAAAGAUCUUCCAUUAAGUCCGAAGUCAGGUUCUAUUUCUGUGGAAUUUUCCCAGUCCCGCCAGAGCAACUACAGGGGUCUUCCAUAUGAUCCUAAAUAAAUAAAUAAUAUUAAUAUUCUGAAGGAUCAAUAGAUUGUGGCUCAUCUGUUUUUGGUGCAAGGCGUUGGACAAAUUUCAUUGAGGAGGAGCAUUUUAGUGCAUCAGUUUAUUUUGAAACGUGGAACAUUGGAUGACAGAUUCUUUUGGCAUCUGUCAGGUGUUUGGUUGGACUUGAUUUGAAUUGUGUUGCACAAGCAGCUAACUUUGAGAUUUCAUUUAGCCCUUUAUGAACUGAAUUGCAGUUUUUUGUUAGGUGGACAGGAACUUGAAGUGAAAAACCAAAAACAGGUUGUUGCUGUUCACUUGUGCAAAAGAGAACCUCAAAGAGUCUUCUGUGUAUUGAAGAAUUAACUGUGGAUUUAAUAUUAACAAGCAAGGGGAUGAUGAAAAGAGCUGUAUUGUAAUUAGCCACAAAGUUACAACAUUUUAAAAUUACUGUAUUGCGAGUGUCCCCGUAUAUUAGCUUGCCAAAAGCCACCUUAUUUUCCUGUAAGCAUCUUUUAUUCUUUGCCGUUCCACACCUUUCUGUUGCACUGUUCCAUUUCGUUCUUCCAGAUCUUCCUUCUGCUGUCCUACCUCUAGUCCCAUUGCAUCCUCUCAUUCCACUCUCUUCUUGGUCUCCUCGUCUCAUCCAUAAGUCCAUCUGCUAUCCUUCUCCCCAUUGGCCUCAUUCCUCUAUAGAUAUCUGUGGUGUGGCUGUUCUUUCGUACCCAAACACACAUUUGCUUUUACACUUUAGCGAGUUUUUCCUCCAACUCCACUGUUCACGCUGGCGGGCACCAUUCCACCUAAAGGAGAGGAGGACUUUCUAACGCUUGCUGCCUCCCGGCUCAGCCGCCGCAAGCGUGUCAUAGGAGCGGCCGUGGGUGUGGCCAUGGUUCUGAUUCUCCUGGUCACCAUCCCAUUACUGGUCCACAACACUAAAGGAGGAGGAGCCAAUGCGGGAAGCCAUUAUGAAAUGCUAGGAAGUUGUCGGAUGGUUUGUGACCCCUACACCACUCCUCAUGGCCAGGAGCUAACGGCUGUUUCACCCCCACCUCCUGAUUUUCCAAACCGGAGAGGGAAAUCUGGUUAUCGGGGACCUCCAGGGAGCCCAGGACCACCUGGUCCACCUGGAGAGCCUGGAAAGCCAGGUCCACAAGGGCCUCCGGGUCCUGGGCCUGGCGGUUAUGUGCCGUCGUUCUACAGCCCUAAGAUUGCAUUUUACGCAGGCCUGCGCAAGCAACAUGAAGGAACUGAUGUGCUCAAAUUUGAUGAUGUGGUGACCAAUGUUGGCAACUACUAUGAGCCCAGCACUGGAAAAUUCACAUGCCCUCUACCUGGUAUCUACUUCUUCACAUACCAUGUCCUGAUGAGAGGAGGAGAUGGGACCAGUAUGUGGGCAGACCUCAAGAAAAAUGGGCAGGUGAGGGCCAGCGCUAUCGCCCAGGAUGCUGAUCAGAAUUAUGACUACGCCUCCAACAGUGUGAUCCUGCAUUUAGACGUGGGAGAUGAGGUCUGUGUGCAGCUGGACGGAGGGAAAGUCCACGGAGGAAACACCAACAAAUACAGCACGUUCUCUGGCUUCCUCAUCUAUGCUGACUGACCUGCUCAUGAUGCUGCUCUACACACUCAGAUGUACUGUGUACACACACACACACACACACUCAUACAGUUACCUUCACACACUGAACAGGCUUGAAAGAAAUGGACAUGGUUUAUACUGAGUGGAAGGGCUUCACAGAUAAGAAUUCCUUUCAUAAAGCAGAUUUCCAAGAUUAUACACUACUCCCAAACGUAAAUUAAAACGCAUAUAAAUAUAUGUCUAUAUCUAUCCUGAACAUUGACACACUCAUAUUUUAAUGUGUGUACUUGUUGGUGUACUUGUCUCCAUUUUGUGUGUCAAUCAAAACCUUGAGAUUCCAAGUCACUCUCUGUAGUCGACAUGCUUUAUGUUGAGCUGAGCUGCAUUUACACAUGGCUAGACUUGAAACAAAAUCGGUGCGUAAACAUACUUUUUAUUCACUAGAUGCAGCCGUAGCUCAAUACAGGCACGUAUAUAUGCGUCCGCACACACAGAGCAGGGCUAGUGGUUAAUUGAAGUCCUCUUGUUCAAUUCAUUUGACUUAAAGUGACUGUUUUGGCCGUCUUUAAUUAUAUGUGGAAUUGGAAAUAUGGUUCAUAACAGCCACACAGAUGGAUUUCCAAUCACUCUACAGAAUACAGCUCAGACCGGAAUGUUAUUAUAUUGAUUCAGUCAUUAGACUCUUCAAUAUUCAAAUUUAAACCAACACAAUGUGCGAACACAAUAUGUUUUAAACACAUAAAUAAUGUGAUUAUUUAAUACUUUUUAAAGGGGAGGAUGUUGUACCCCUCUGUGUAAGUCUAGUAAAACAUAUUAUAAUGUAAAACUUUAAAUCAGAAUGAAAAUAUUCCACUCUUGACAAUGAAUUAUGCAUUUUAUAUCUUAUCUGCAUUAUGUUCUAGAAUUAUUUAUAUAGAGAUUGUAGAUUUAUUGAGCUAGUACUAUAAAAAGUCUAAGAAAUUAAUUUAAUUUUUGGAAUAUAUUUAAAAUUUAACACUACUGCAAUGCAUUUAAGAGAAGGUCAAUACAUAUUCACAUACAUUUUUAUGUAUUAUGUUUUAGAAUAUGUGUUUAUAGAAGUUAUACAUUUAUAAAUCAAGCUUAUAUCUAUAUAUUUUUUUCUGUAAUAUCAUGCCCAAUAAGAUUGCUAUUUUAUGAGAAAUGAUACCAAAAGUUUGAAAGAUAAUUCUGACAAUAAUGUGUCCUCAAACAUUUUAAAUCCAGACUAAAUUUAGUUUAAUUUAAAUAAAUCUAGAUAAAUCUUUGUAAGAAAUCCAGCAUGAAGUAGUUGAUGACACAAGUCAAGCCAUGUGCAAAUGAUGCAAAUAUACAAAUAACAUGUCAAAAACAUUCCCUAAUCUCAAACAAUUCAAUAAUAAAUCAUAUUCAAAUAUCUUUGUUUCAUUUUUAUGUAACAUUUGUACAAAUGACUAUUCAAAAAACCUUGCAACGUGUUAAGUGAAUACUAAAACAUAUGGCAAACAUAUUUCUGUCAUGCAAAAUUAUUCUCUACUAGAGAGAGAAACAAAAUGUCUGAAUCAGAGACGUGUUUACCAGAGAAUAAAAAUUCAGUCUUUUGGAGACAAAAAAAAAAAAAAAAAAAAAAAAGAAAGAAAGAAAAACCAGCUAAACAAGAACGAUACUUGGAUUCUACCUGGGCAUGUCAGGGCUAAAACGAGAGAAGAAACCUUUAAUUAAAAGUGAGAGGUAAUGACAUUCCGGCCUUAAGGCUUUGGUGAAUCUGUAGCCUAUGGGAAUAUGUGGGGGAUCUCAGCGUGUCCGUGGCCAGCCUCCUCGCGCUCUCCUGCCAGAUUCCAGUUGAAAGUUAAUUGGACGGGGAGAGGUCUGAGGCGGCCUGCACUGAGGCCCAUUAGUGAUUCCCCUGUCGAAUGCAGAGCCACGAGGAUCACAGACUCACAAAUAGGCAGAUUAAAAUAAUCAAUACACUUCACUUGCCUCCAACACAUUCGCACAAGUGCGCGCAGAAACAGACCUGCAUGCACAUCCACACACAAAUCCGUGCAAAAUGAAUUCAGUAAUUAGUGGAGGACCUAUUCACCACUGGUGUAUGAUACUUGGCUCUCUGGCUCUCGCUCCGAGAGUGUAUGUGCCGUCUAAUGAGGGGGGAAUAGUUCUGACUGGUGCCGAGCACAGAGACAGAAAAGGUCAGGGAGCUGUUGAUGGGCUCGUCUUGACACACAAUGCAUCAUGGGGUAUUUCAGCACAAUCAAAACAAACCCUCAGAUUACAUGUAGAUAUAAAUAAAAUGUAUACAAAUAAAUAUAUGGUCAUUAAGAUACACUAUUGUGAAAAGUUUAUAACAGGUCAGUGUAAUAUAUAUAAAUGAACAACUCGUUGAACCUUAAAGCAGAUGGGCUACAGCAGCAGAAGACCCCACUGGGUGACUUUCUUGUCAGGUAUGAACAGGAAACUGAGGCUAUAAUUCACAGGGGCUCACCAAAAUUGGACAAUAGAAUAUUGGAAAAACGUUGUCUGGUCUGAUGAGUCUCCAUUUCUGUUACAACAUUCAGAUGGUAGGGUCAGAUUUUGGUAUAAACUACAUGAAAGCAUGGAUCCAUCCUGGCCUGGUGUAAUGGUGUGGGGGAGAUUUUCUUGACACACUUUGGGUCCCUUAGUAUCAAUAUAGCAUCGUUUAAAUACCACAGCCUACCCGAGUAUUGUUGCUGACCCCUUUAUGACCACAGUGGACC